GGCCUCAAGAAGCAUCACUGGUGCCCUUCUGUUUCCUAUGUUGUGUUUCUUGCAGCCAAGGUUCAUGAAGAGAUUGACCAGGUGAUUGGGCCACACCGGUUACCUAGUAUGGAUGACAGGCUGAAGAUGCCCUACACAGAUGCUGUGAUCCACGAGAUACUCAGAAGGAAAAGGGCAGGCAUGGGUAUCUCCCGUUGUGUCACCCGGGACACUGAAUUCCGAGGCUACCUCCUGCCCAAGGGCACCAUCGUGUAUCCUCUGCUGGACUCUGUCCACAAUGACCCCAGCUACUUCAGUCAGCCAGAUGCCUUCUAUCCCCAGCACUUCCUGGAUGAGCAAGGCCAGUUCAAGAAGAAUGAAGCCUUUAUGCCCUUUUCCUGUGGGAAGCGCGUCUGCCCUGGGGAGACACUGGCACACCAGGAGUUCUUUCUCUACUUCACCUCCAUCCUGCAGAGCUUCUCCCUGCGCCCCCUGGUGCCACCCAGGGACAUUGACAUCACCCCCAGGUUUGUAAACAUAAUGAGUGUUUGCCGCCCAUAUGAGUUCUGCUUCCUUCCCCGCUGAGCUGUGCUGGGGAGCAGGGGGGUGACUGGAGAGCUCAGCCCAGUCCAGCCCAUUCCACAUGUUACUCUGCCAUCACUCUCUCCCGUGUGAGUAAACCCCAAACGCCCCAGAAUUCUUCCUGAAACUUCAAUAAAAAAGGGGCGAAUUCA
This is a messenger RNA of Erinaceus europaeus (western European hedgehog), 713 nucleotides long. RefSeq names its product putative inactive cytochrome P450 2G1. Gene Ontology annotation, molecular function: oxidoreductase activity, acting on paired donors, with incorporation or reduction of molecular oxygen, reduced flavin or flavoprotein as one donor, and incorporation of one atom of oxygen; iron ion binding; heme binding. Gene Ontology annotation, biological process: xenobiotic metabolic process. Lineage: Eukaryota; Metazoa; Chordata; Mammalia; Eulipotyphla; Erinaceidae. The record is from RefSeq and is a predicted model, not a curated record. The transcript is spliced from 3 exons. The coding region runs from base 109 to 564 and encodes 151 amino acids. Gene Ontology annotation, cellular component: intracellular membrane-bounded organelle; cytoplasm.